This is a messenger RNA of Dalotia coriaria, 1200 nucleotides long. RefSeq names its product hydroxymethylglutaryl-CoA lyase (gene Hmgcl). Bases 168 to 1136 code for a protein of 322 amino acids. The transcript has 5 exons. NCBI's taxonomy places the organism in Eukaryota, Metazoa, Arthropoda, Insecta, Coleoptera, Staphylinidae. Gene Ontology annotation, biological process: L-leucine catabolic process; ketone body biosynthetic process. The record is from RefSeq and is a predicted model, not a curated record. Gene Ontology annotation, molecular function: hydroxymethylglutaryl-CoA lyase activity.
ACAAUCAGCUGAUUUGAUAUUACUUGAAGUCCUUGAACCGCUUUAAACUCGGCUUAAAUUAGUUAACUCACAUUGUAAGCCGGUAAAGUGUUACUUAAUAUAACACACAACGUGUUCGCGGUAUUUCGACUUUGUUUGCGGUUUAUUUCACGUGCUAACCAAAGAAAAUGAGUGGGUUUCUUGUGAGAAAUGCGACACGCGUGUUAACACGAAGUUUGGCUCAGGCCACUAACGCCGACUACAUUCGCAUAGUAGAAGUAGGGCCAAGGGACGGAUUACAAAACGAAGCUAAACAGGUCCCUACUGAAGUAAAAAUUAAUUUAAUAAAUCAACUAUCGGACACUGGGCUCAAAUCGAUUGAAGUUACAAGUUUUGUAAGUCCUAAAUGGGUGCCACAAAUGGGAGACAACUCAAAAGUGUUUUCCGGUAUUAAGAAGAAACCUGGCGUAGAUUAUCCUGUAUUAAUUCCUAACCUCAAAGGACUAGAAUCAGCACUCCAGGUAGAUGGAAUCAAAGAAAUAGCGGUAUUUGCAUCCGCAUCUGACGGUUUCGCCAAAAAGAACGUGAACUGCACAGCAGAUGAAGCUGUUUUAAGAAUUAAAGACGUAAUGGACGCGGCGAAACUAAAAGGGCUCAAAAUCCGAGGUUAUGUUUCCUGUGUUGUUGGCUGUCCGUACGAUGGCGCUAUUAAACCAUCCGCAGUCACUUCUGUAACUGAAAAAUUAUUAGAGUUUGGUUGUUAUGAAGUUUCCCUAGGUGAUACAAUAGGAGUUGGCACGCGGGAUACAAUCGACGCCAUGUUGAAAGAUCUCUGGAGUGUGACUACAGCUGAUAGGUUGGCUAUACACUGCCACGACACCUAUGGGCAGGCUUUGGUGAACAUCUGUACCGCAUUAGAACAUGGUAUCAAAGUGGUUGAUUCAUCAGUAUCCGGUCUAGGGGGUUGUCCGUAUGCCAAAGGCGCAACCGGAAAUGCAGCUACCGAAGACGUAGUUUACAUGCUUCACGGCCAAGGAUGUGUCACAGGAGUGGAUUUAGAAAAAUUAGUCAAAGCAGGUCACUACAUCUCAACAGCCAUUGAUAAACCAACAGCAUCACGAGUUAACAAAGCUCUGUAUCAAAAAUAUUCUCUGUAAUAAUUAAUAAUUAAUUUGGAUGUAAAUAUAAAACACUCUGUAUAAUAUAAUAUUGUUCAACCUA